AUGGAAUCGGUGAUCGAGGAGGUAUUUGAAGUACAGAUGCUGCAGCCUUUUCAUGGAUGGGUGCUUGAACGCUUUUGCGAUCGUAGCGGUAAUAAGUACCACGAACUCACUCGCGCGGCACGGAGCGUUACAGACAGAGACGACCGCCUUAAUGGCAUUCAGGAAGCACCUGAGCUUGAAGUUGGUGUCUUACGCUCUUUUGACUGGAUGUGGAGUCAUGCUUGGAUGCCUGAUAGUGAUUAUACGCAGUGCGACGAAGAAGGUUGGACUUAUGGAUCAUCUAUUGAGCGCAUCAAUUGUCGCUUGGCCAAGGGUACUAGCAAGGUGAAACGCGGUUAUUACCAUUUCUUAAGACGACGACGAUGGAUUCGUACUCGUGUGCGGACACCUGUAUCUACUUUACAAGGAACAGAGUUCGACUUAGAGCAGGCGGAAUGCUCUGCAGCGCUAUCGUCAAUGUGUGAAGGUAAAGCGUCCGGGUCUCAAGGCUCAAAUCGAUUCUAUCGCGUCUCGCACGACUCUUUAAAAUCAUAUUUUCAGCUUAAAUCAAAGAUUAGACCAUCAAAAUACAUACGCGUAGAUUUUACCAACGACGACAUACAAAAGGAGGGAUGGUUAGGUGUCAGAGGGACAUUAUCGCGAACUUGGAAGCUAAGGUAUUGUUUAUUGCGCUGGGAUUCAAGCAGUCUCGUGUGUGUAAAAGACCGAGUUUCGAUGAUAUUAGCAACUGAAGAAUUAAUUGACAGGCAUACGACGCUAUUAGUAGAGGAGCCGCUUAAACCACGUCAAUUCCAAUUUUCAGUUUGUAAUGGAGACCGUACUCUACGAUUAAAUGCAGUGGAUGGCACAUCACGAGCUUCAUGGAUCUCAGCUCUGAGUGAACUCAUUGUACGAAGUCGUGCAUCCUUUUUUGCAGCUGAUGAUGCAGAAAGUAUGUCGAGUACGAGAAGUCGUAGUAUUCGACGAAUGCGCUCAUCAACCGAGGAAAGAUGUUCGAUUGCUAGCACUUCAACGCAAAACGAUAUAAAUGUGGAAAGAAGUGAAGUCAGACAGCCACAAAAUCGUGGCGCAUGGAGACCUUACAAAUUUAUAUCAUCAACCAUGCAAUCAAAGCGCCAAACGGAUGCAGUAUGCCGCAGCGAGUACGUAAAGCAGUUUUCAGAGAUUUUUGAUGUGAAAAUUGAACUGGCUAGCUCGUACAUUUCAAUGAACAUCGCGAUUUUAGAAGAGAAUCUUAGCACUGCGCAAGAUUUCUUACCAUCAAAUGUGGCAUCCGUGCCAAAGAAAGAAAUCCAGAAACUUCGGAUGGAAGUUACUGCACUGAUCGAGGCAUUUCGAGCUAGAGCAAAAGUGCAGCUCGCUUCAAAUCGCACUAGCGUCAUUGGCUGUAACAUGCUACAAAAGGAGCUGUAUUUAUUGGUGUGCCGACUACGCGAAAAGGUCAUUUUGCUGGCCCCAUCUCAAGAGCACGCUACAAUAAAGAAAGUUAUGUUAGAGUCUCCUACGAAGCGACGUAUACCCGUGGACUGGUAUACAAAUUGCGCAUCUUUAGAGAAGGGGCGACAGCUGUCUGGUCUUGCUGAUGACAGCAUUCCGUCAACAAGCACAUCAAACUCGACAAUGGAAAAAUUGGAAUUGUCGUACACAUCAGGGUCUUCUCUUGAACUGAAACUGCAGAAUGCGACAAUUCUGGCGCGGCAUGACAGGCGAAGUUUAUCCGUUCCUGAAUCUAAUCAAUCCAUCAGUACUCCUGUCAAUAGCCACAGUUUACACGCAUCUGAAGCUCUCAGGAUAAAGCCAUACACCAAGAUGCCGGAAGAAUUGCUCGAGGGUCAUUUUGAGCUACCGGAUGGCGUAAAUGGGUACGUUGUGAAAGUUCAUGACAAGGAUAUUGGCUCAUUGAUUGGCUAUACUCUUUGCUCAACGACUUACGUCAAUCAGCUUGAAGCCCAUUUCGAUCAUAAGGUGAAUAUCAUUGAAGAACUGAAUGCUUCGGAUAGUUUGGGAAUUAGUGAGGUUUCCGCUCCGUCUCCACCGACUGGUGCAGAAGCUCAAGCAACCUUUGUUGCUUCAGCAGGUGACAUGAGAGAACGACCCAGUGUCAAACGCUCAGUGACUGUGGUUGACAAAAAGCAAGUGAUUUAUCUAAACAAAUUGCGCUCAGCAGACUUGCAACAUACUUCUAUGAAAUUUUCUUACGCAGUUGGCACUACGAAUCACGAGUUUCAGUGUGUGGCAUACUUUGCGGCACAAUUCCAUGCGCUGCGCGCGCUCACAGUUCCGGGAAACGUCGAAUUUCUGAAUUCCAUCAUAGAGAGCAAGAGGUGGGAUACCACUGGAGGCAAGUCCGGUGCAUUCUUUUCGAUGACACACGAUAAGCGCUACGUGAUGAAGGGCAUCUCAGUGACUGAGUUCAACAUGUUUGUUCAUAUGGCUCCGAAAUACUUUAAUUUCAUUUCGCGUGUCGUAGAGGUUCCGACUCCGACGGUAAUUACCAAAAUUGUUGGUCUUUUCAAACUUAGUCACAGUCGGCGUUUGUCAAAGCACACAGAGUACGUGGUAAUCAUGGAGAACUUUUCGUAUGGCUUUCCUCCUGGACAAAUGUACGACCUAAAGGGUAUUCUUCGUCGAAGGUAUUACACCACCAGCAACGAAGUCGAAGACCGUCAUGAAUCUUACAAUAGCGUCUCAAAUGUUCAAGUGUCCAUGAAUCUGCCAGUGCUGCUGGAUGGCAACUUUUCCGAGCGCAUGCCUGUGCCGGUUGCGCAACCGGAUUUAAGCAUCAUCGAGUCUGCUAUUCAAAACGAUACCGGAUUUUUGUAUCGUGCAGGAGUAAUCGACUACUCUCUGCUACUACGUUUUGAUGAAGAAAAACGACAAGUUAUUGUAGGACUGAUUGACUACUUGCACCAAUUUGAUUUUUUGAAAAAAAUGGAAUCGACGUCGAAAGCGAGUUUGACUUUUCGCAAUCCGACAGUGAUUAGUCCAACUUCGUACCGCCGACGAUUUAUAAAUGCCAUGAAUCGCUAUUUUGUCGGCAUUGAGAAAGAAUUGGAAAUUCGAAUGCGAAAGCGGUGCAAGAUUAAAGCAAAGCGAAGUGAGACUUUUUAUCGCUCACCGGACUCCAGUGCAAUAUUAGCUGGGGACAAUGCGCAGGUCGACCCGAAUAUUUGUUCGGGUGUCUCGCCUCAGCUUUCUAAUAAUCUGUCAUUUAGUAAUGAAUCUCCAUUACUUCCUGAUCACUUGCCGUCGAAGUCGGAGUAUAGUAUACCAAAACUGGAUAUCGAGUGGUCGGAUUCAAAGCCGCGUGGAUACUCAAUGUCGCACUUGCUGGAGCACGAAAUUCAUUGUGAGCGUGCAACGCACAGCGAGGGUGAGAGUAUCAGCUCUAUAAGCAGCUCGUUGAAUGAAUCCACCAAGAGUUACCCAGCAACUCCACUUCACGAUCACGAUGUGAUUUUUGAAGGUCAUUGUUCCUGA
Molecule: messenger RNA, 3480 nt
Organism: Plasmopara halstedii
Lineage: Eukaryota; Oomycota; Peronosporomycetes; Peronosporales; Peronosporaceae
Product: Phosphatidylinositol-4-phosphate-5-kinase (PI-PIPK-B)
Exons: 3
Coding region: 1-3480 (1159 amino acids)
Biological process (GO): phosphatidylinositol phosphate biosynthetic process
Cellular component (GO): endosome membrane
Molecular function (GO): 1-phosphatidylinositol-3-phosphate 5-kinase activity
Source: RefSeq, a predicted model, not a curated record